AUGGAGGCCAGCCGAGACCUUGGCCAGCCCGUGGCAGCCCAGACCCAGACCCUGAUGGCCGACCUGGAGCAGCUGGACGGCCGGCGCGCACAGCUGAGGCGGCGGCUGGCCACCGGCGAGCGGCGGCUGGCUGUGUGCAGCCUCCAGCUGGGGCUGGAGGACAGCCCCAGCAUGGCGGCCGGGCUCAAGGCGGCCGGCAAAGCGCGCGAGGCGCAGCGCUUUCAGCUGGCCAAGAUGCUGGAGGAGGAGUGA
Molecule: messenger RNA, 252 nt
Organism: Auxenochlorella protothecoides
Lineage: Eukaryota; Viridiplantae; Chlorophyta; Trebouxiophyceae; Chlorellales; Chlorellaceae
Exons: 2
Coding region: 1-252 (83 amino acids)
Source: RefSeq, a predicted model, not a curated record